CGCCGCCCCCCCGGCAGCCCAUGCCCGGCAACGCCGAGCUGGAGGAGCGAUUCGGCCGCGUCUUGAAUUCCAUGAACCUGCCCCCGGACAAGAUGAAGCUGCUCAACCAGUACGACAACGAGAAGAAGUGGGAGCUGAUCUGUGACCAGGAGCGUUUCCAGGUGAAGAACCCCCCGUCUGCCUACAUCCAGAAGCUGAAGAGCUACUUGGACACGGGUGGGGUCAGCAGGAAGUUCAAGAGGAGGGUGCAGGAGUCCACACAGGUGCUGCGGGAGCUGGAGAUCUCCCUGAGGACCAACUACAUCGGAUGGGUUCAGGAGUUCCUCAACGAGGAGAACAAGGGGCUGGACGUGCUGCUGGAGUACCUCGCCUUCGCCCAGUGCUCCGUCGCGUACGACAUGGAGAGCUCAGAGAACAGCCCCGGCUCUGACAAGGGCAAGGAGAGGUCUCUGGAGGACCUGAACAGGAGCAGCUCCUCGUCCCCCACGCAGGGCUCCUCCAAGCCGCGGCCCCUCACUGUAAGGCUGAACCCCUCGCACAGCAGGAAGACGCUGCGCAACUCGCGGCUCGUCAGCCAGAAGGACGAUGUCCAUGUGUGCAUCAUGUGCCUCCGCGCCAUCAUGAACUACCAGUCUGGCUUCAGCCUGGUGAUGAACCACCCGGCCUGCGUCAACGAGAUCACCCUGAGCCUCAACAACAAGAGCGCCAGGACCAAAGCUCUGGUGCUGGAGCUGCUGGCCGCUGUCUGCCUGGUCCGAGGGGGACACGACAUCAUCCUGGCUGCCUUUGACAACUUCAAAGAGGUCUGCGGGGAGAAGAAUCGCUUUGAGAAGCUGAUGGAGUAUUUCAGAAAUGAGGACUCCAACAUUGACUUCAUGGUGGCCUGCAUGCAGUUCAUCAACAUCGUGGUGCACUCGGUGGAGAACAUGAACUUCCGAGUGUUCCUGCAGUACGAGUUCACCCACCUGGGGCUGGACCAGUACCUGGAGACCCUGCGCCUCACCGAGAGCGACAAGCUGCAGGUGCAGAUCCAAGCCUACCUGGACAACGUCUUCGACGUGGGGGCCAUGCUGGAGGACUCGGAGACCAAGACGGCGGUGCUGGAGCACAUGGAGGAGCUGCAGGAGCACGUCAGCCAGCUGACAGAGAAGCUGCAGGAUGCGGAGAACGACUCCAUGGCCAAGAUAGCGGAGCUGGAGAAGCAGCUGAGCCAGGCGCGGCGGGAGCUGGAGGAGCUGCGGGAGCAGCUGAGCCCGCCGCGGCCGCCCAGCCCGCCUUGCCCGCAGCCGCAGGAGUGUUACCGGCUGGCGCUGGAGCGGCGGCUGGCGGAGCUCGAGGAGAAGGGGCUGGUGCAGAUCCUGCGUGGGCCCGACGGAGACGUCGCCAUCGAGAUUGUCCCCGUUGUCAUAGAAACCCCCGCAACGCCCGUGGUUUCCGGGGACAGCACCGCCGCCACCACCCCAGGUACCGCGGCUGCGAGGGGAUAUGCUCCGGCUCUGGCCCCACCGCCCCCACCCCCCCCGCCUCCCCCACCCCCCCCACCCCUACCGGGGGCUGAUCCCAUCCCCCCCCCACCCCCCGCACCCCCCCUGCCCGCGGGCACCCCCACACCCCCCCCAGCCCCCCCCCUCCCCGGUGCCCCGGCGCCACCGCCCCCCCCACCGCUCCCGGGGGGACCGGAGGGCCCCGUGCCCCCCCCUCCGCCACCCCCUCCCCUCGGUGGGGAACCCCCAGCCGGGCCGGGAGCCCCCUCCAGCACCAAUGGUUCAGUGAAGGUGAAGAAGCCGAUCCAGACCAAGUUCCGCAUGCCCGUCUUCAACUGGGUGGCGCUGAAGCCGAGCCAGAUCGACGGCACCGUGUUCACGGAGCUCAACGACGAGAAAGUGCUGCAGGAGCUGGACAUGAGUGACUUUGAGGAGCAGUUCAAGACCAAGGCUCAGGGCCCUGCCCUGGACAUCAGUGCCCUCAAGGCCAAGGCCACGCAGAAGGCGCCCAGCAAGGUGACCCUGAUGGAGUCCAACCGUGCCAAGAACUUGGCCAUCACCCUGCGCAAGGGCGGCCGCAGCGUCCAGGACAUCUGCACGGCCAUCGAGACGUACGACCAGCAAGCCCUGAGCCUCGACUUCCUGGAGCUGCUGCUGCGCUUCCUGCCCACCGAGUACGAGCGCAGCCUCAUCGGGAAGUUCGAGCGGGAGCAGCAGCCACCGGAGGAGCUGUCGGACGAGGAUCAGUUCAUGGUGCGCUUCAGCAAGAUCCCGCGGCUGGCCGAGCGCAUGAACGUCAUGAUCUUCCUGGGCAGCUUCGGGGACACGGCCCAGCUGCUGAUGCCGCAACUCAACGCCAUCAUCGCUGCCUCCAUGUCCCUCAAGUCCUCCAGCAAACUGCGGCACAUCCUCGAGAUCGUGCUGGCCUUCGGGAAUUACAUGAACAGCAGCAAGAGAGGGGCUGCCUAUGGAUUCCGUCUGCAGAGCCUCGACGCGCUGCUCGAGAUGAAGUCCACAGACCGCAAGCAGACGCUGCUGCACUACCUGGUGCGGGUGAUCAUGGAGAAGUACCCGGAGCUCACCGGCUUCCACACCGAGCUGCACUUCCUCGACAAGGCGGGCACAGUGUCCCUGGAUGGGGUCCUGCAGGACGUGCGGAGCCUGCAGCAGGGCAUGGAGCUGACCCGCAGGGAGUUCAUGCGGCAGGACGACAGCCCCGUGCUCAAGGACUUCCUCAAGGUCAACUCGGAGGUGAUGGAGAAGCUGCAGGCUGACAGCAAAACCGCCAAGGAAGCCUAUGAGUCAGCUGUGGAAUAUUUUGGGGAGAACCCCAAGACCAGUCCCCCCACCACCUUCUUCCCCAUGUUCAUGCGCUUCAUCAAAGCCUACAAGAAAGCAGAGCAGGACAUUGAGCUGUGGAAGAAGCAGGAGGCUGCAGCCAAGGAGGCAGAAUCCGGCUCCCCUGGCAGCGAGCAGCAGCCCGAGCUGCCUGUCCAGAAGGCCAGGAGGCAGCAGAUGGACAUGAUAGCUGAGCUGAAGAAGAGGCAGAUGGUGAAGGAGCCGCUCAUCUAUGAAGGCAAAGAUGGGGCCAUCGAGGAUAUAAUUUCAGAUCUGCGGAACAACCCGUACCGGCGGGGGGACAAGGCCCGCGGCAGCGCCAAGAAGCGGGCGGCGGGGCAGAGCCUGCAGGCGACGCCGGACAUGGCGCUGUGACCGGCGCCGUCCCUGCAGCGGCAGCACCGGGCCAGCCCCGUCCUCCCGACACGGAUGGCACCGCAGGGUGUCGGUCCCUGUGCCCGGGGCUCGGCGGGAUGGACAGACAGUGCCCGCUCCGAGCUGCUCCAGCCGCUUGAUGUGCCAGCUCUGCUGGGCGCAGCACCCCCGGCGCUUGCUUGGCCGCGUCCCUGAGCUCCUCUCCGUAGCCUGGCGGGUUGUCCUGGCCACAGGGAAGCACAAAAAGGGCUCCGGCUUGUCCUGGAAGGAAUAGAGAGGCUGUCCCAUCCCUUCCCCGGCCCUGUGUCCUUGUCCCACCCUGCGGGAGGGGAGGGGGUGUCAGCCAGGGACACAGCGCUCCCCGCACAUCUCCCCGCACAUCUCAUCUCACAUCUCAUCUCGCAUCUCAUCUCCCCCGGCCCGCAGAGCCCCCCAGAGCCGCCUUCCCAGCCCGGGCACCUCCCAGAGCCAGGGGCUGGCAGCGGUGCUAUUGUACAGCAUUUUAUAAAGUCUUCCUUCGAAUUUCUCCGCGCUGCGGCAGCGGGGAUUGGAACCCCCCCACGCAGGGCGGCCCCAGGGCUGUGGCGAGCAGCGCUGCGGAGGCUCCGGAGCUGCGACAAUCAGCAGCAGGGACAAAUUUCCCUGCGAGGGGGUAGCAUCUCCAUUCACCUGCAUCUCCAGCAGCCUCUGGGAUGAAUUGGGACUGUCAGCUUUGUGGGGCUCCCCGUUUUCUCGGGUGGGACUCUCAGGAGAUGCCGCAGCCCCAAUCCCUGCCGCCGCCUGCAGAAGCGGCCCCGGAGCCGCACGAACCUCUCGGUACCGAUCCAGACCCGGCUCUCCCUCCCUGCCCUGCCCCGCUGCUGCUCAAUAACCCCGCAGUGCCGUAGUUAAACCUCUCCUGGUGCAUUCACCCUGCUCCUCCCUCCUCCCAGCCCGUCCUUCCUCGCUUCAGCCACAGCAGCCGCUGCUUCCUGCUGUAUUUAAGCUGCUUCAGCGCCGGCUCCGUGUCCGGGGAGGGAUGGGAAAUGAAUGUGUAACUUAUAAAUGCCUUUUAGCCAGAAAUGUAAACCAUUAACUGCUCAUUUGUAUACAUUAUUUUUAUAUACUGAAGGCCUGUUUAAUCUAAAGCAGAACUGUAAUAAAAACAUCUCAGAGUUGAUGAA
Melozone crissalis (California towhee) is the source of this 4360-nucleotide messenger RNA. RefSeq names its product formin like 1 (gene FMNL1). The record is from RefSeq and is a predicted model, not a curated record. NCBI's taxonomy places the organism in Eukaryota, Metazoa, Chordata, Aves, Passeriformes, Passerellidae. Gene Ontology annotation, cellular component: actin filament; cytosol. Gene Ontology annotation, biological process: actin nucleation; cortical actin cytoskeleton organization; regulation of cell shape. The transcript is spliced from 26 exons. Gene Ontology annotation, molecular function: actin filament binding; microtubule binding; small GTPase binding. The coding region runs from base 21 to 3197 and encodes 1058 amino acids.